Molecule: messenger RNA, 1190 nt
Organism: Nycticebus coucang (slow loris)
Lineage: Eukaryota; Metazoa; Chordata; Mammalia; Primates; Lorisidae
Gene: ADAT2
Product: adenosine deaminase tRNA specific 2
Exons: 6
Coding region: 228-755 (175 amino acids)
Biological process (GO): tRNA wobble adenosine to inosine editing
Cellular component (GO): nucleus; cytoplasm
Molecular function (GO): tRNA-specific adenosine-34 deaminase activity; zinc ion binding
Source: RefSeq, a predicted model, not a curated record
CUGAGGGGCGGCCAAGAGCAGCAUGGAGGCCAAGGCGGCGUCCACGCGGUCCACAGACGGCGCGUGCUUGGUAUCCGCGGAAGAAAUCGAAAAGUGGAUGGAGGCGGCGAUGCACAUGGUGAGGAGCCGGAGGUGGAUGCCUCGGGCGGGAAGUUUCUCCGGCCUUCACCCAGACCCGGGCUUGAGAGCAAACGUCUCGGUCGCGCUUUCUCGUCACCAUAAUCUUGAUGGCGUUCACAUUUUCUGGGGGAACAACCGGCUUUACUGUCAUGAAGGCCAAAGAAGCCCUUGAGAAUACCGAAGUUCCUGUUGGCUGCCUUAUGGUCUACAACAAUGAAGUUGUGGGGAAAGGAAGAAAUGAAGUUAACCAAACCAAAAAUGCUACUCGACAUGCAGAAAUGGUGGCCAUCGAUCAAGUCCUAGAUUGGUGUCGUCAACGUGGCAGAAGUCCCCCUGACGUGUUUGAACACACCGUGCUGUACGUCACUGUGGAGCCAUGUAUCAUGUGCGCAGCUGCUCUCCGCCUGAUGAAAAUCCCGCUGGUGGUAUAUGGCUGUCAGAAUGAACGAUUUGGUGGCUGUGGUUCUGUUCUAAACAUUGCUUCUGCCGACCUACCAAAUACUGGGAGACUGUUUCAGUGCAUUCCUGGAUAUCGGGCUGAGGAAGCAGUGGAAAUGUUAAAGACCUUCUACAAACAGGAAAAUCCAAAUGCACCAAAAUCAAAAGUUCGGAAAAAGGAAUGCCAGAAAUCUUGAACUUGUUCCGAUAAAAGACUAAUGUGUCAAAGUGACCUGGACACAAUUCUUGGACUGAAAGCUGUUGACAUCAUUGAUUUGUGUAUUUAUAUAUUGUUAUUAACCCAUGGGAAAGUGGUGUCUCUCAUCAUUUGUUCUGGAAAGGGAACAAAUUACCACCUUAAAAAAGUCUGACAAUUGUAAACAGCUAUUAGCUUUUCCACAAGUUAAAAGAACAUUUUAAGAAGGGGAAGAAUUAAGGUUUGAGGUUUUAGAAAUUAGCAAGCACUGCAUGCCCUCCAGCCACAGCGUUAUGCCCUGUCUGGGCAAGUGCUGAUUUUUCAGAGAACGUGAACCAGACCCAGGUACUUGGUGUAUGUCUGGACCGCAGUGUGCCGCCUGUGGACGUGUCUUCCAGGACUGGCAUUUCAGACUCUGGUUUUUGCAGCUACUGUG